Messenger RNA from Phasianus colchicus (ring-necked pheasant), 5428 nucleotides. It is a transcript of the gene PCSK9, whose product is annotated as proprotein convertase subtilisin/kexin type 9. Lineage: Eukaryota; Metazoa; Chordata; Aves; Galliformes; Phasianidae. The record is from RefSeq and is a predicted model, not a curated record. Gene Ontology annotation, molecular function: serine-type endopeptidase activity. Gene Ontology annotation, biological process: proteolysis.
CACCCCCCUUAAUUUUUUUUUCGUAUUAAUACAUUACUAUGAUUAUUUUUUCCCAUUGCCAACCCCCGUCUCCCCGCAGACCCCUCCUCCCGCAGAUCUCUGGGGAUGUCCCCGCGGAUCUCGGUCCCCACGGGGGGUUCCAUUUCCCGUUUCCCCCAGAGGCGUGGGGGGACCCGGGGCAACGCGGGAGGGAGGUGGGGACAGAAGGGUGAGGGCAGCGCCAGAAAGAGGAGAGAUCUCCGUAUUGGCGGCGUGUGACGGCUCAGCGAGGAAAGCCCGAAUGGGAUUAGAGGAUUUCACGGACACUCAGCGCCGAACGAAGGCAGCGAGAGGCACGGAGGAGCGGGGGGUUUUGGGGGCAUUUGGGUUCGCAAGGGUAAAGGCGGUCAUAUUUGCUCGCGGUCCGGGCAGGGCCGGGGGGGGCUGCACGCUUCACGGCGAGGGGGGGUCCGGCUGCCCGCUGCCCGCCCCGGGGCUCCCCGUUAACGGUUAACGCGUCCCGGCGGUCACGACGGCGUGAUCCGCGCCGGGCAGAACCGCGGUGCGCAUCGGCUCCGCCGUUCCCAGCUCCGUCUGUGCCGUCGGUGCGGCAGUGCCAUGGACCCUCGGGCGCUGCUGCUGCUUCUGAUGGCGGUGGCGGAGCCGGCGCUGACCCAGAGCGCGGCCGACGAUGCGGCGACCGCCUUCGGGGCCGCCCCGUCGAGGCCCGCCGCAUUCCAUCGGGCCGCCAAGGCGGCGUGGCGGCUGCCCGGGCGCUACGUGGUGCUGCUGCGGGCGGGCAGCGGUGAGACCGAGGUGCGCGGCACGGCGCGGGCGCUGCGGGUGCGGGCGGCACGGCGCGGGUACCCGAGUGAGAUGCUGCACGUCUUCAGUCUGCUGCCCGCCUUCCUGGUGAAGAUGAGCGGCGACGUCCUGGACGUGGCACUGAGGCUUCCGCAUGUGGACUAUGUAGAGGAGGAUGCGUACGUCUUCGCACAGAGCAUCCCCUGGAACCUGGGCAGGAUCGUACCACCACUGCCCAGCACAGGCACCUACAGCCCUCCCAAUAAAGGUGACAAGGUGCAGAUCUACCUGCUGGACACCAGCGUGCAGAGCACCCACCGGGAGAUUGCAGGCAGGGUGUUCAUCACCGACUUCCAGAAUGUCCCUGAGGAGGACAGCAGCCACUUCCACAGGCAGGCCAGCAAAUGUGAGAGCCAUGGGACCCACAUGGCUGGGGUGCUGAGCGGGCGCGAUGCUGGUGUGGCCAGGGGUGCACACAUCCACAGCCUCCGUGUGCUGAACUGCCAGGGGAAGGGCACUGUCAGCGGGACACUCAUUGGGCUGGAAUUUGUAGGGGCAUCGCUGGACGCUCAGCCCAGCCCGCUGCUGGUGGUGCUGCUGCCCUUUGCCGGUGCCCACAGCCGUGUGCUGAACGCCGGCUGUCGGCAGAUGGUGCAGAUGGGGGCGGUGGUUGUUGUGGCUGCUGGGAACUACAAGGAUGAUGCCUGCCUGUAUUCACCUGCGUCCGAGCCAGAGGUGAUCACGGUUGGGGCCACAAACCGUGAGGAUCAGCCGGCCUCCAUCGGCACGCUGGGCACCAACUUUGGCCGCUGUGUCGACCUGUUUGCCCCAGGGGACGACAUCAUCGGUGCCUCCAGUGGCUGCAGCACCUGCUUCACCGCGCAGAGCGGCACGUCGCAGGCAGCUGCACAUGUGGCAGGCAUUGCAGCCAUGCUGCUCAGUGCCGAGCCCCACCUCAGUGUGGCGGAGCUGCGGCAGCGCCUCCUGCACUUGGCCACCAAGAACGUUGUCAGCAAGGCCUGGUUCCCCGAGGAGCAGCGGCUGCUGACACCCAGCAGUGUGGUGGGGCUGCCUGCCCAGCUGGGUCCAGGUGAGGGCUGGGGGAUGGCAGAGCCUGAAACGUGCUGCGGGCCUUGCGCCGACACCUCUCACCCCAUUGCAGAUAAGGAGCUGCAGUGCCGCUCGGUGUGGUCGGCACGCUCAGGGCCCACCCGGCAUGGCACAGCUGUGGCUCGCUGUGCCGGCACCGAGGAGCUGCUGGGCUGCUCCAGCUUCUCACACAGCAGCUGGCGGCUGGGCGAGCACAUGGAGGACAAGGAGGGGCAGAAGCAGUGCGUGGCCCACGGCGCCUUUGGGGGCCGAGGGGUCUACGCCAUUGCCAGGUGCUGCACGUGGCCCCACACCCGGUGCCAGCUCAGCGCCAGCUCACAGGGUGAUGAUGUGGCCGUCUGCUCCUCGCAGGACCACGUGCUGACUGGCUGCAGCUUCCACUCCCCUGUGGCUGUGCUGGGUGACGGUGGCAGGCCCGUGCCGGAGCUGGGCAGCAGGCCUGGUGGCUGUGUGAUGAGGCUGGAGGGCACAACUCAUACAUCCUGCUGCCCUGCUGCCCUGCUGGAGUGCCGUGUGAAGGAGCUCACACCCCAGGGCUCUGCAGAGGAGGUGACGGUGUCCUGUGAUGCUGGCUGGACGUUGACAGACUGCAGUGCUCACUCGCAGGGCCGUGGCACCUUGGGGUCCUACGCUGUGGAUGACACCUGUGUUGCAGCCAGCACUCCUGGCAGCCACGCACUUGGGGCUGUCGCCAUUUGUUGCCGGAGCCAGCAGUAGGGAUGGGCUGAGUGCAGUGUUGUACCAGGCCUGGCUGAUGGCAGGGCAUGGCAAUGCUACGGAGCCCAUCACAGCCUGGCUGAGCCCCAGCCCUGGCCCUCAGCAUAGGCAGCUUGCUGGCCCUGCCACCAUUUCUCCACCACAUUCCUGUACAUACAGUGACUGUAUAGGCUGUUCGUGUUACCACUCCAACCUCUAUACCAACAAAGCUCCCUUCUGUCCUUAAGUUUCAGCUAACUGAUGCAGCACAGUUGAGUCUUUUUCAGGUGGCUUGAAAAUUCCCUACUCAGGUACCUGGAAGAUCUCCUUACUUUUCAGCCACUGCAAGGCUCCUAGUUUUAAUUCUACUCAUUUAAUUAGAUUUCAGCUUGCAAUGCUACAGAAUCAGCUGCUGCUCCAUUAGUUGCUGGAGGUAAGGACCUGCUGAUGUUCCACACUGCUGUAACUUCCACAGCUCCAAACAGACCCAGUUGCACCUCCUUAUUGAAAAAAAGAACUGUCUUUUGUGGCACUUCAGUUUGUACAUCUGUACUUUCAAUAUUUAUUUGGACUUUUAUAAACAAACCUUUUUAUGUCUUCUAAGAAUAAAAUUCCUAGAGCAGCACUUAGCAAAUAUGACCCACGCUCUGCUUUCUGUCCAUCCAGGGGUAAAGGUUCCAGGGAAGAGCUGGGACGUGGUCUCUGAGCUCUGCUUAGUUAGUGACACAGCCAAGUUUGUUUUUAAAACAGCAUCGGAAUGCAAGAGCUUCAAGUUGUGGAAACAAAACAUCGCCCAGCUUCAGGAAAUGUGUCCUUGUUGUCAUGAAGUCUGGGUGGCAUGCAGCAAGGUCCGAGCCCAGCAUAAGGUGAGCGCAGCGCUCAGGAAGCAGCAGCUCCCUGUUACUGGAAUAUAUAAUUUGUUUGGCGCUGUGUUGAGGACAGCUUUAAAAAUAAAGCUCGACAGCACAGGUACAGGUGGAUCCGUCAAGCUUUAGGUGCAUUUUCCCCCACUGGAAUGCCUGGUACAGAUAUGAGAAACUCCUCCAGCUUUAGCUGGCACCAGGACACCAGGCAGGAAGCACUGCUUGGAAAGGUUAGAACCAUUUCUAACUCUUUAGGUAAAGAUGGCAAAAGCCCAACCCUAAUCUAAACAUGUAAUUACAUAACACAUGUAGAUAAUCACAGCCCAUAGUUUUAUCAGCUUCAAUCUUCACACACACAGGGAAAAAGAGAGAGGGCUGUUAGCUGAGAGCUUACACAAAGCCCUGACACAGCUGGCAAUUUCCAGCAGACUGCAGGUACUCAUGGGGCCAUAACCACUCCUCCUCCACCGCUCCAGGCAGAAGCCAUGGGGAUGCUCACAUGGCAGUGAGUCCAGCACAGCUCUCAUGGCUCAGUUCACACAUGAGAUCAGUGAAGGGAAAUGAUAUGGGAACAAGAUCAGCCCUUGCUCAGUAUCUGUGUGCAGGUAAGCAGAAAAACUAAUCUUGUUUGUUCUGGGGAUCAAACUGAAAAAAAAAAAAAGCAAGGUAAACCUGAGGGAUCCUGUUACCUAAGGGCACCUGAGGCAGUUUUAUCAGCCCAAGAAGCAGCAGCACAUGUACUUGAUACCCAGCCCUCCUCCAGGAGGGGCACUGCCAGCGGAGGCUGCAGGCUGGGUGAUGCUUGAAACACAAGUCCUUGUGCUUACACGCCCUGAGGCCACUAGCUUUGCUUGCAAAGCAAAGCAGAAAGGUGAUGGGGAUAGCAGCUCUCUGCACUGGGCACCAACAGAUCUGCCCAUCUUGCUAUGAGGCACACAGAAGCCAGUCUAACCCACAACUGCAAGCAGAGCUAGGGUAAAUCAUUCAGAUAAGGUCAGGAAAAGGAAUUGCAGACAGAUACAAUCUGACAGGCACCACAACAUGCCCAGUGUGAGGCUGUGCAGUUGCUUUGGUUUGCUCCUGAUAGGUGCCAGUAAGCUGGGUAACCUCUAAGAGCUCAUUAUCCAGAGGACCAAAUGAAGAACUUUCAAGAGGAUCCACAAGACAACAAGACAGUGUGUUGCACAGUCUAAAGAUUACACUAGUUUUCUGUGAAAGGAAUAACUUUAUUCCAUUGACCAGGAAUCCCAAGACUGUUUAUCAAGACUGCCUAUUUUUCCAGUGCCACACGUUCAUGUAUUAAUUGGACAGUAUCUCCCCAAAUGCUCACAGGCAGGCUGUGGCUGCUUCUCACUGAACAUCAUGUAAGCUGUAUAAAAACAUUUUCAUCCAAAAAGAUUGGCAGUAAAAAUUACAACAUAGAAAUGCAUCACAAUUUACACAAAAACUAGUUUUGUUGAACUCUAUUUUCCAAAAAAAUAAUCUUCAGCAGGUUCAAAUGACAGCAGCUGGAAACCAAAAUAAUUGAUCUUAUUGCAAAUUAUAACCAUCGACUUUGUACAAGCGUGAGCAGAACCAUGAAAAAGUUUGUAUUGGUUUCAAGUAUACAGUGGUGAUGAGCCAUCCUGAUGCAGUUCUCCCAUCAGUGCUUCUCUGGGCAUGCAGUAAUCGAGGACGUUGUUUCCAUAGGAAAUAACAGGAACCUGAAGUGACAAGUGGUGCCAACCCAUAGGAACGUUACCAGCUUCCUCCAUCACCAUCACCGCUGUGUACUGACUGUUUGUGAAGAUUUAUGGCCCAUUACAAAGUAUUGGGGAUGGGGGAAGGAAGAAAGGGGAUCUGUAAGAAACGAUUUAUUCAAAAUUAAUUUAAAACGUCACACAUUUAAAAUGUCCCAGCACAUUAUCAGAAACAUUUAUAAAAUGCUAACUUUGCCACGUGCCUAUGAAGACAUUGUUUGGAAAAAAAAAAAAAAA